AUGCCCUCAAGCAUGAGUCCGCUCCUACACUUCCUCUUCAUUCUCAUUGCUGCGGCGGCCUCAGUUGCCAAUGCUUCCGGGAUGACAGAUCCUAACAACGGUGGCGGCGAAGAAGACUUUGAACUGGACACGCUGUCACGGCGGUUCCUCCCCGAGCAGAGGGGAGUGUUGGCGACCGCGACAUGUGAUGAGUUCCCGCGGUUGUGCCGAGUGAAGAACAGCCGCGGGCCAGAUUGCUGCAGGAAGACGUGCACCAACACAGAGACCGACCGGCUGAACUGCGGGAUGUGCGGGCACAAGUGCCAGGGCCAAGAGAUCUGCUGCAAAGGGUACUGCGUGAACAUUAUGUUCGACAAGAGGAACUGCGGCGGGUGCAAUAGAAGGUGCACGAAAGGGGGCUAUUGCGUCUACGGGAUGUGCGAUUACGCUUGA
Eucalyptus grandis is the source of this 432-nucleotide messenger RNA. Its product is annotated as stigma-specific STIG1-like protein 2. NCBI's taxonomy places the organism in Eukaryota, Viridiplantae, Streptophyta, Magnoliopsida, Myrtales, Myrtaceae. The coding region runs from base 1 to 432 and encodes 143 amino acids. The transcript has a single exon. The record is from RefSeq and is a predicted model, not a curated record.